UCCCCAGUCUCUCCGACCCCCUCUUCGUUUACCCACAAAAGAAAGGUGGGGGGGGAAAGAAGGCGCUCCCAUCGCUCUGUCCAUAUAUCUCCAUCCACUGCCUGCAUUUCCUGGAAGUCCAGUCGGAUUGUCCACACGAGGUCUCUUGGGGGGAUUUUACAACCAAACUGGGAUCUAUGAGCGGGAAGGUGAUCAAGUCAAAGGAAGAGAAAGAUGCAUCUAAAGUUAUGGAUGACGCUCCCCCCGGCACACAGGAAUAUAUUAUGUUACGGCAAGAUUCCAUCCAAUCCACGGAAUUAAAGAAAAAAGAAUCCCCUUUUCGUGCUAAAUGUCACGAAAUCUUCUGCUGUCCUCUGAAGCAAGUGCACCUCAAAGAGAACACAGAACCUGAAGAACCACAGCUUAAAGGCAUUGUAACAAAACUGUACAGCCGGCAAGGGUAUCACUUGCAGCUACAAGCAGAUGGAACUAUCGAUGGCACUAAAGAGGAAGAGAGUACCUACACUUUGUUUAACCUCAUACCUGUGGGUUUACGAGUGGUGGCAAUUCAAGGCGUCCAAACAAAACUGUACUUAGCCAUGAACAGUGAAGGAUACUUGUACACAUCGGAACAUUUUACACCGGAAUGCAAGUUCAAAGAGUCGGUUUUUGAAAACUACUAUGUGACAUACUCCUCCAUGAUAUACAGACAGCAGCAGUCGGGGAGAGGCUGGUACUUGGGUCUCAACAAAGAAGGGGAGAUCAUGAAAGGAAACCACGUCAAGAAAAACAAAGCGGCGGCACAUUUCCUUCCCAAACCAUUAAAAGUGGCUAUGUACAAAGAACCUUCCCUCCAUGAUCUUACAGAAUUUUCACGGUCUGGCAGCGGGACCCCCACGAAAAGCAGAAGUGUCUCAGGAGUGCUAAACGGUGGGAAAUCCAUGAGCCAAAACGAAUCGACGUAGCCAGGUUUAGGGAGCAACUGGAGAGACGUGUAAAUGGAAUCUUACCUCUGGAAUCAUAGAUAUAAGCACUUUCUUAGCUGCCUAUCAUCCAGCGAGGCAAGCCAACAAACUGGCAUAGGUCACAUUGUCUUAUCAGCCAUUUAGACCUUUUGGUUGUUCAAAAAUAAUUUUAAACAAAUGAUAAAAAAAAACAAAUGAUAAUAGUAAAAAAAAGAGAGAGCCCAAUAAUGUAGAAUGUGCUUGUGCAAUCACACAAGGAUAGCCAGACAAAACAUAACUUGCGGCAUAAAACCACAGAGAGGAAAUGUCCAUCUUGCUCAGUCUCUCUUUAAUCUCACCUGUGCUUUGGGGGGGGGGGGCAGAAUUAAGUAGCAGGAAAACAUUUUUUGCAGCACUUAACUGCUGAUUUGAAUUUGCUGUCCAGCCAAGAGAGAAGUCCAAUCAAAGACCACUUUUUUUGCUCUUCGAGGGAAAUUCUAAUGCUUAAUGUUUUAUACAUAUAUAUAUAUCUAUAGCAUUAGAGGGUAAACAAACAGGAUAUGUGAACUCUGUGGUUUUUUUCCCUCAGCUUACCAUUUUCUAUCUCAAGGCUUGAUAUUGAUAACAAACCCAAUGUAUUCUUUUAAUUUGGUAUAGUGCAACUUUCUGAUUCCUUAACUCCAAUGGGUCUUCUUCAGCGCUGUGUCUUUUCAAGCAAAAUAAUGCUAAUAGUAGUAUAAUAUAAAAUAUUAAAAAAUCAGGUUUGGAGCUGAGUGUCAGUGUCUCAGUCUCCAGAGAAGUGUUCUUGCGAUUAAAAAAAAA
Lacerta agilis (Sand lizard) is the source of this 1745-nucleotide messenger RNA. It is a transcript of the gene FGF13, whose product is annotated as fibroblast growth factor 13. Gene Ontology annotation, cellular component: cytoplasm. The transcript is spliced from 6 exons. Gene Ontology annotation, biological process: positive regulation of gene expression; positive regulation of protein phosphorylation; regulation of cell migration. Lineage: Eukaryota; Metazoa; Chordata; Lepidosauria; Squamata; Lacertidae. The record is from RefSeq and is a predicted model, not a curated record. Gene Ontology annotation, molecular function: fibroblast growth factor receptor binding; growth factor activity. Bases 177 to 944 code for a protein of 255 amino acids.